This is a messenger RNA of Thecamonas trahens ATCC 50062, 2178 nucleotides long. Its product is annotated as AP-1 complex subunit gamma. Gene Ontology annotation, molecular function: clathrin-cargo adaptor activity. The transcript is spliced from 3 exons. Gene Ontology annotation, cellular component: membrane coat; Golgi apparatus; AP-1 adaptor complex. The coding region runs from base 1 to 2178 and encodes 725 amino acids. Lineage: Eukaryota; Apusomonadida; Apusomonadidae. The record is from RefSeq and is a predicted model, not a curated record. Gene Ontology annotation, biological process: receptor-mediated endocytosis; intracellular protein transport; Golgi to vacuole transport.
AUGUCGCUUCGGCUGCGCGAGUUCAUCGACGAAGUGCGGAGCGCACGGACGAGUUCUGAAGAGCGCGAGCUUGUGCGACGUGAACUAGCUGCUAUUCGGACCAAGUUUGCUCAAGAGAACACAGACUUCCGUCUGCGUAAUGUUGCAAAGCUUCUGUACAUGCAGAUGCGGGGCUACUCGACGCAGUUUGCGCAGCUCGAGUGCCUCAAGCUUGUGGCGUCCGAGUCGUUUGCGCAGAAGCGGGUGGGCUACCUCGGGCUGAUGCUUCUGCUCGACGAGGACUCGGAGGUGCUGAUGCUGGUGACCAACUCGCUGAAGAACGACCUCAACCACCCGAACAUGUAUGUGGUCGGCCUCGCGCUCUGCUCGCUCGGCAACAUGUGCACGGCCGACAUGGGCCGCGACCUCGCGGGCGAGGUGGAGAAGCUGCUCUCAUCGUCUAACCACUACGUGCGCAAGAAGGCUGCGCUCUGCGCCCAGCGCAUCAUCCGCAAGUGCCCGGACCUGCUGGAGAACUUUGUGGGCCUGGCCAAGUCGCAGCUAGUCAAGCGCCACCACGGCGUUCUUCUCACGGGCAUCACGCUCAUGAUCACCAUGUGUGAGGUCGACCCGGCGGUUGUCGGCCCGUUCCGCCGCUUUGUGCCGGCCCUUGUUGGCGCGCUCAAGUCGCUGAUCGUCUCAGGCUACGCGCCCGAGCACGACGUCGGCGGCGUGACCGACCCGUUCAUCCAAGUCAAGCUCCUGCGCCUGCUGCGGGUCCUGGGCCGCGGCGACGUCGAGUCGUCGGAGAAGAUGAACGAUGUGCUCGCCUACGUCGCCACCAACACCGAGACCAAGCACAACGUUGGCAACGCCAUCCUCUACGAGGUUGUGCAGACCAUCAUGUCGAUCGAGGCCGACUCGGGCCUCCGCCUGCUGGCCGUCAACAUCCUCGGGCGUUUCCUCCUCAACAAGGACAACAACAUCCGCUAUGUGGCGCUCAACACGCUCUCCAAGGCUCUGCACGGCGACCUGCAGGCUGUUCAGCGCCACCGCGCCACCAUCACCCAGUGCCUCAAGGACCCGGACGUCUCGAUCCGCAAGCGCGCUCUCGAGCUCUGCUACAAGCUUGUCACCGACCGGAACGCCAACGACCUCAUUGCCGAGCUCUGCCUCUUUGUUGACGUCAUCGACGACGAGUUCCGGCCCUCGCUAGUCGCCAACCUCAUCCGCCUCGCCGGCGAGUUCUCGCAGGGCGACCGCUGGCACGCCAACCUCGCGCUCCGUAUCCUCCGCUCGGCCGGCUCAUACGUCACACCUGUCGUCGGAGACCGCAUCAUUUCUCUCUUUGCCCGCCUCGAGUCGGAGCAGCAGUACAUUGUCAAGCGGCUGUACGACAUGCUUAUGGAUGCGAUGAGCUCUGAGGAGCUCAAGCGCGUCGGCGCGUGGUGCAUCGGCGAGUUUGCCGAGCAGCUUGUCGCGCCGGGCGGCGGCGCCGCUGUCUCGCACGUCUCGGUCUCGGACGAGGAAAUUGUCACCGUCCUCGAGCUCAUCGAUGGGCAGACGACCACGACCACGCUCACCCGCACCUAUGUCCUUACCGCCCUCAUCAAGCUCUCUGUCCGUCUCACCGACGACGGCGCACACGCUCGCAUCCUCGCCCUCCUCUCCUCGUACCAGAACUCGAUGCAGGUCGAACUCCAGCAGCGCGCUUGCGAGUACCUCGCCAUCUACCAGAUGACCGACCUCCGCCCCGCGUUGCUCGAGCACAUCCCGGUCCUCGAGGUCGACUCGGACGGCGACGGUGACGACGACGAUGAUGACAACGAUGAUGACGAGAUUGACGGCAACGACGUGUACAACAAGAACAACGUCAAGAUCACGUACGCCUUUGCCAAGCAGCCUGGCCGGCCUGAGGUGACUGCUAUCAACGCCACGUUUACCAACGGCAACGCCUUUGAGCUCCGCGAUCUCUCGUACCGUAUCGCCGUCCCGACGUACAUCCAGCUCAAGCUCGGCCCGGCGUCAUCGACGGUGGUGCCUGCGGCCAACGGCGGGGCCGUGACGCAGGUUAUCCACCUGCUCAACUCAAAGCACGGCGCCGCGCCGGUCCUUCUCAAGUACCAGCUGGCGUUUAACGCCAACGGCACGCCGUACACCGAGCAGGGCGACGUCGCCGGCUUGCCUGCCGGCCUGUAA